This is a messenger RNA of Procambarus clarkii (red swamp crayfish), 5712 nucleotides long. RefSeq names its product adenylate cyclase type 2. Gene Ontology annotation, molecular function: adenylate cyclase activity. Gene Ontology annotation, cellular component: plasma membrane. The record is from RefSeq and is a predicted model, not a curated record. Gene Ontology annotation, biological process: intracellular signal transduction; adenylate cyclase-activating G protein-coupled receptor signaling pathway; cAMP biosynthetic process. Lineage: Eukaryota; Metazoa; Arthropoda; Malacostraca; Decapoda; Cambaridae.
GAAGUUUAGGUAGCGUGACCCCCGGCAGCAGUGGUCAGGUCAGCCACUGGUCCCCCGCGCCACCCCUCACCCACUCCUGCCCCAGUAUUGGAAAUACGCGUCUACAGGCAUCUAUCACAACAACAUUGUGGUAUAAUUAGAGAACUGGAAAAAAAUAAAACAUGAACAGAAGUUCUCAGAUUAACAAUAUUCAAAGAAAAUAGGUGAUUAGUGAGAAGUUAUGUGAAAACCACAUGAGGGAACUGUGAGAGUGUGGAGAGUGGCCGUCAUCUGGCCUGAUGACGCCGACGGUGCAGGUGGAGGCGAAGGUGGCCGGGCACAGUAAGUGCCUGGGCAGGGUCCAUGACAUCAGCUACUAUCCCCAACCGUGGGACAAUGAGGCCACUAUCUGCACUUCCUAUACACGUUACAGAGUGUUUGUGAACGCCGAGGCUGGAGACCUGUCCUUGGAGGAGGAGGAGGAGGAGAGAGGUGUUGGAGGCCCCGAAGGGGUGGUGCCGAAUGGGCGAGGGAGUCUGAUCUGCGAACACUACGAUCCCUCCCCCCGGAGCUCCGAGGACUCUCACAACGCCGAGCGCUUCGAGAUAAUGGCCCGGAACUCUCUCUCCUCCAUACAGCAGCGGCGUCAGUCCACCGCCUCCGCCUUCAUUAGAGAGCCGCUCACUGCCCUCACUGACGACCGUAACUGGUCAUGGCGCUACCUCAGGGAGAGGUUCCGGAUCAAGGACCUGGAGGACCUCUUCGAGCAGUACCAGUUCCGCCUCCACCACGCCAUGCUCAUCGUCUACCUCUUCCUCCAACUCUUCCUCUCCUGCGUGGACAUCAUCGCCCUCCUCACAACUCAGCAUGCAACAGAGGACCAAAUGAUACCCGAGGUGACGGGCCACGCGGCCACCCUGGCUGUGUGUGUAGCAGUUUUGAUGUACAUGUACAACGAGAACACCUUCCGAGAGUUCCCCAGGCUGCACAUAGUCAUGUCUGGCUUAAUGGUGCUCACACUUUUCACCACAGACAUCAUCCUCACCCUCUACUUCCACUACAACGACGUCACCGGCGGCGACCACAAGGCUGUCAAGUUCGGGAACAUGGUGUACGUGCUGCUGGUGGUGUACGUGUUCCUGCCUAUCCCUCGCAAGUACCAGACCAUACUCAUGGCUCUCUUCCUCUCCGCCGGGUACCUCGCCCUCGGCUACUUUACCAUCAGCGGCUCCAACAAUGACAGCGACUCUUACCACGUCCUCACCAAGAUGUGUGUAGAGGCGAGUGUACUGUUGUGCGUCAACCUGGUUGGGGUGUACUGGAGCUUCAUGAGCGAGGUGGCCUUCAGGAGAGCGUUUCUUGACAUGCGCGGUAAUCUCGAGUCCAAGUUUAAGCUGGACGCGGAGAAGGAACAGGAGGACGGGCUGCUGCUGAGUGUUCUGCCCAAGAACAUCAUGCAAAAGGUCAAGUCGGACUUCCGCAACAUGAUCGAGCAGACCCUGUAUCACGCCAACCCCAUCUCCAAGAAGAACCCCUUCCCAAACCUGUACAUCAACCGACACGAGAUGGUAUCGAUUCUGUACGCAGACAUCGUCAACUUUACCCCGCUGACCACCAAGCUCAGCGUCGGCCAGCUCGUCGAGAUGCUCAACGACCUCUUCGGCAAGUUCGACGACGCUGCCGAGACUAACGCUUGCCUAAGGAUCAAGAUCUUGGGUGACUGCUACUACUGCGUGUCUGGUGUGCCGGAGUACACGAAGGACCACGCCAACAACUGCGUCAAGGUCGGCCUCGAGAUGAUCCACAUUAUCCGCGCCGUCAGGGAGGAGAGGCAGGUGAAUGUGGACAUGAGGAUUGGGAUCCACAGUGGCAGCGUGCUGUCUGGUCUCAUUGGUGUUCGCAAGUGGCAGUUUGAUGUCUGGAGCAAUAACGUCACCAUCGCCAACCACAUGGAGCAGACGGGCGUGGCAGGUCGGAUCCACGUGACCCAAAAAACCCGAGACCUUCUCUCCGGCCUAAACUAUGGCUUCGAACCCAGCGACGGACGGGCGAGGGACGAGCUACUGCAGGCGGAGGGCAUAGAAACCUACCUUAUCAUCCCUAAGCAAGGGCCGAUGAACAACAGGAAGGUAUCGUAUGCGCAGCCAGCGUUCAUCAAGCCAAGGAUCUCCAUGUCUGUAGACACCGAGCUGACGAGUCUCUACGAGGGUGACGUAGCCAGGAAGGUUGCCAAGGUGCAUCUCCCGCAAGGUGCUGGCCGCGGCUCCAUCCUCAACAGGAGACGAUCGACGCACACAGAGAGCUCGCUGACAGGCAAGCGGCGGACGGUGGUGACCGACAGCGCCCUGGCCAACUUCCAGAGGAUCAUGGUCAACUCCAAGAAGUUUAUGGAGGAAGCCAUAGAGAGUAUGCCGGUCAGCAAGUACGACCAGUGGUUCCAACCGGAGGGCAUCCACCCGCUGCUCUUGACCUUCAGCAAGGAGAAGUGGGAGGUCCCCCUCCUGCGGCAGGCAGACCCGCUCUACAAGUUCUACAUCCUCGCCGUUACGGUCAUCUUCCUCACUAUCUUCGUCACCCAGGAGGUCCUCAUGCCUGUGAACCAGCUGGGGUGGGUGUUGGGGGUCGUGUGUGUGGGCGUGUUGGUGGUGGUGGCGCCUCUGGUGUGGUUGUCUACCCUCCACCAGCGCCUCGUAGACCCCCACAAUGACCUCGAUAUUGACACCGUCCAGCGCCACCCCAUCAUUGAGUUCUUCUACGCCUCCUCCAAGACCAUUAUCACCUCCAUAGGGGUGAGGAUCGGACUCUUCCUCCUGGUGUGUGGCUCACUCUAUGUCUGCGCCAUCAUUAAUCUGCCUGAGUGUAAGACCUUGCUGGAGGCCGAGCUCUUGCGCAGCUCUGACGGCACGACCACCACCACCAGCACCGCAGAAUUGGCUCUUCCUGGAAACUUCACCUCACUUCAUAGAGGCUCAAAUAAUGUGCCAGCCCUCUGUUGCGACCCUUGGAACUUCACCUACAGCUGCACACUGGCGCUGCUGGCGGUCUGGACCUUCUUCAGGAUGCACUUCCUCCUCAAGUUUAUCCUGUACAUCGCCGCGCUCGCUGUCUACGCUCUCUUCGUUUACAACUUUGCCGAGGUCUACAGCCACGAGCAGCUGGGAGACGUGUGUCCGCCCCUAACGGUAUCUAGCCAUGCACUGAGCACUGGAUUUUCACACGUUCUCUUUGUCUUCACCGUCUUCAUAGCUCUGCAUAUGAUGGACAGGCAGAUGGAGUACAUCAUGCGACUGGAUUUCAAGUGGAAGCAGCAGCUGGAAAAGGAGCAGAAGGAGGCAGAGACAACUCAUUUCGCUAACAAACUUCUCCUGCAGAACAUCCUACCGCUACAUGUAGCCGAAUUGUUCCUGGGCAGAAAGACGCAGAUAGACGAGCUGUACCACGAGUCUUACCAACAUGUGAGCGUACUCUUCGCCUCCAUCCCCGGCUACGGUGACUUCUACCGCGAGAAUUUCAACAAUGAAGAUGCCACCAUGUGUCUCUCUGUACUUAAUGAAAUUAUUUCCGACUUCGAUAUGCUAACGUACAACGUGGAGUUCCUGACCAUGGAGAAGAUCAAGGUAGUAGGAAGCACAUACAUGGCCGCCUGUGGUCUGCAGCCCGGCCGGAGGAACAGCGACGACUUCACCAUCGAGGAAAGAGACAAACGGGAGAACGUGUUGACCAUUACUAAGUUUGCCGCUGCUAUGUUCGUGAAGCUGGAAGCUAUCAACAAAGAGCACAUGCAGCCUUUCCAGCUAAGAGUUGGUAUCGACGUAGGGCCGGUGAUCGCGGGAGUGGUGGGCGCCCACAAACCCAUGUACGACAUCUGGGGGAACACCGUCAACGUCGCCUCCAGGAUGGACUACACGGGCCUCGAAGGCAAGAUACACGUCACUACAGAAGUGGGCAAGAUCCUAGAGGAGCUGGGAUGGAAUGUCCAGUGUCGAGGAGAAAUCCUUGUCAAAGGGAAGGGAAUUAUGAUCACAUACUUUGUGGACCCCACGAGUGAUCCAGGUGACCCUGCUCAGCCCUCUGGAUAUAACAACAACAGCAGCAGCAACAACAACAACAACAACAAACCAGGCCAUGACCCGACUAGUGAGAGAAGACGUAGUAGUCAGCUCAGUCUCAAUUCUUUAAAGGGUCUUCUGUCGUCCCACAGAGGCAGCUUGGACAUCAACACCAGCAAGGAAGAAGACACUCAGAGCACACAGUCUUCUCCUGCAUAUAGACCAAUAACAAACGGGGUAGAAAAACCUGUAAAUAUUUAUGAUAAUGAAUUUCAAAUUGCAGCUAUGGCUCCUCGCUACAGUUUAGAUUCAAGAAUGGCAGAGCUCUCAAAGGCAAAAUCUAAAAUCAAUAACCCUUCUUCAGUUUUGGAAAACCACGAAACGUCUUUCGAUGACCAUGACACUGAACAAAUAGCCAUAUGUAACACAUCAUUUAAUCCACCACAGCGACACUCGUUUUCAAGUUUUUUAGAGUCUAAGGCGGAUAAUGUUAUUGCUGACGCUCCGAAAUUACUGGUACAACAUAGCUCAGUGGUAUCUCCUAGUUCACAAAGUACCAGAAGUGUGCCAGUCGUUCCUGUCCAUGGUAACUUGAUCACAAAAGCUUCCAUGACUAGGGACGGUGCUAAUUCUUGGUGUUCUCAAGACAUCAUGAAGGAGAGGAGCCAAUCCAAGCCACUACACGACUCCCUCACGAUACAAAAUGAAGAGUUUGACAAUAUGCGCUUUUAAAAGCAACGACUCACUUGACACUUUGAGAAAAUGUGAUAUUAGUGAUAACUUUUAGAUUACUAAAUGUUCAAAUAUAUUUAGACUAAAACUAACUACUGUGAAUUUAACAAAAAUAUGGAGUAUUUUUGUAUGUUUUUAAACUAAUGUAGUAAGCAUUAGUCAGUGUUGAAACGUCUAUGUUUAUGAAUAGGAGCCUACUCAUAUAGACAACAUUAUACACAGUCAUUAUCCUGUAAAUUGGAUAAUUGUUAUUUGCAAAAGCUUUGGGUGCGGUCCCAUAGACUGAGUGAUGUGACAAAGAGACGACCGAAAAUUCUCUGCACAGUGAUGCGAGUCCUACAGUUGCAAUUAUGAGACAGCAGGAGCAGUGUGCUGGGAGGAGCAGUGCGCUGGACGGGAAGUCAUUGAAGGCAACCUUUGUUAGUGUAUUUUAUUAGUUUCGGUGUAUUGUUACACGCAAUGUAUUACUGGUGUUUAUAGAGAGAUACCUAUCUCUGUCUUUUAUUUAUACGACGAUAACUUUAUCGAGUUGAUCACUGCCUAAUAAAUAUUAUGUAUUCUGCUAUAAAAAAACUGAUCUCUACAGAUGUUGAAAAUCAUUCCUCAAUGGUUACUACUCAAUAAACUCCCUUAAACAACGUUAUAUCUGACGCGAGCGCAUUAAAGCUGCGAAAGUGUUCAACUUAGAUAUUUAACUUCCCGAGAUGUUCACCUGAAAAUCUUGCAGUUAUUUCAGAAAUUAUAUCAAAUAUUUAAUACAUUUUUGGGUUGACUUUUAUUCUCCUGCCCAACUCAACAGAAGUUAGGCAGAAAAUUUUUAUGGAAAAUGUAUAGAAAGAUUCAUGUACUGUACAUUAUAUUGUAUUUUUUUGUGCAUCCUCUAGGUGACAUACAAUAUGUAAGAAUAUUUAUAAAUAAAUAUUUAUAAAUAAAAACGUCAGAUAAAUUUUAA